Molecule: messenger RNA, 2030 nt
Organism: Baudoinia panamericana UAMH 10762
Lineage: Eukaryota; Fungi; Ascomycota; Dothideomycetes; Mycosphaerellales; Teratosphaeriaceae
Exons: 1
Coding region: 68-2026 (652 amino acids)
Molecular function (GO): ubiquitin binding
Source: RefSeq, a predicted model, not a curated record
GGCAAUGUGGUAGCCCGCAGAGAAGUCUACCGUGAAGGCAUAGGCUCAAUAAGUCCCUGACUGUGCGAUGGACCAUCCGGUUAAUGGAUUGCACCCUCCGCCACUCGCAUCUCUGCCGCCAGCCGAAAUACGGCUUGCUAUUGCCCCACCGGAAUGGGAAGCAUGUCUAGAUGCAUGGCUAAUAGUCACGAACUUGUAUUUAAACUUAUCCUUCCGACAGUUGGCAACAGACGGGCUCGAUAAUCUUGUCGACUUUCUCCCACGUUUCUACCAGGAACUCGCCUCUGCCGAACCUCAUGAUGGCACACUUUCGGGGUCGAAAGCCCAAAGCCUUCGCAGGCAAUGCUUCAUGCUCUUCGAUCGUAUGAUCUCAGAAGACACUGUUCCGCCGACUAUGUUGCAAUGGAAGUUCCUCUCCAACGUCUGCCGUGUCCACAUGCGAAGCGCUGCAUUGUCACGACUCAUGGCGACCUUGUGGAAGCGCAGGUCGAGUAGUAUUCAGUCCACGUUACAGAACCGGAAGAAAGACCUAACGGCACUGUUGGAGUCGCCCGAUCCUGGUGUUGCGGUGUUGGAACUAGUGGAACUUGCGCCCGUUAUGCGAGCUUCGGCAGAUAUUGGCGCCUUCUUCCUUACCGGAACUGACUUUAUGGACGCCCUAUCCUCGGCAUAUACGAAUUUUGCAGUGGACAAACAAAGGGUUGCACUUGUGACUGUAGCCUAUCUCGGUCUGCUUGCCCAAGUCAAGCUUGAGCAUGCCAAUCUCUCUGCGCUGUCGGAUGCCCUGUACGGUCUCAAGGCCCAAGCCGAUCGGCAGGGCAGUAUUGCAACGCUGCUCGCUGAUCUUAUAACCAAUACGCCGCUUGUGGGUCGUCUGAGACAAGCAGGAAGCGGUGCGCCUGCGGAGAGGCUCCAUAAGCUUCUAGACACGCUUGAGCUGUACCGCAUGCCUAGCAUCGAGCGAGGUCAUCGUCAUCGUCAUCGCAAGAUGGCCAAGGGUAAACGCAAAGCCACGCACGUCAACGGCGAGCUUCAUGUUCACCGGAUGAGCCUUGUAGGGCAAAUACAAGACCUGUUCCCCGAUCUUGGCGCAGGGUUCGUGCUGAGGUUACUGGACGAGUACGGCGACAAUGUUGAGCAAGUCACGGCGCACCUUCUCGAUGACUCCUUGCCUCCACACCUGCAAAGUCUCGAAAGAAGCGAGCAGGCACCGAUCUACGACUCAGACACUCACGAAGAAAUAGACCAUUUAGCUCCGCGGUCCACGCCACCGCCACCAGACCCAUGCGUACCGGACAGACGCAACGUCUUUGACGACGACGAAAUCUUGACGGCGGAUGCCGCUCAUCUGCACAUUGGAAAGAGAGCAGAUCGAACCGAGUCGUUGCAGCCCAACAAAGCCGCCAUUCUGUCCGCUCUAGCCGCGUUCGACGCGGAUGACGACGAACGCGAUGACACCUACGACGUAGAAGACGUUGGUGGUACGGUCGAUACCGCGCACCCGGAUGGCGAGCCCGGAACGGCAGCGAAAGUUACGCUCGAGGAGAACGAAAUGGCGUUGUUCAAUUCGUACAAGGCAACACCGGAGCUCUUCGGCCGAACGUUCGAUGUACGACGAGGGCAAGCCCGCUCGGCGCUGAAAGCUGAGACGGGCAUGACUGACGAAGCGAUUGAAGGGUGGGCCAUCAUGCUACAGCGUGAUCCGCGGAGAGCGAAGAAAUUGGAGGAGCGCUUCACCCAUUUCAAUUGCGCGCAGCCUGCCUUGGCAAGCACGGCCUACAGAGAUAGUGAGGACACAGAGGACUCUGACGCGCAGCAGAGUGGCAGAAGCAGUGGCUUUCGCGGACGCGGGAGGGGCGGUCGUGGUCGUGGUGGGGGCAGAGCUGGCGGUGUCGCAGGGCCAUCAAGUGAUCCAAGCACAGCUGCAGCCCAGCGGAGAAAGGAAGCGAACAAAAGCAGCCGAGCGAACCAUAAUCGCCGCGAUCAGCGUGCGCGAAAGAUGGCGAGAGGUGGGUUUGCGGGCUAGGGGG